GGAACUCCCAUGCCGUGGAUAGAAGUCUCGUGGUAUCAUGGCGGCGGGCGAUAAACAAGCGGCUCACCGGCCUGGGUCCUUUAAACAGCCGAACAAACCACAUAAAACCGGGAGGCACCGAGGUCGCGGUGCUCAGGAUAGGGAAAACAAAGGCAGAGUUCCAGCAAAAGCCCUUGGUAAAAAGCUGCGUAAAGACCUGAGCAAGCUGGACAGGAGACACAAAGCUAACCAGCUCCGUAGACAGCGGAAGGAGGCUGUCCUUACAGAGAAGAGAAAUCUGGGCAGUAAAGAUGGGCCCCCGCAUUUGGUUGUGGUGGUUCCACUUCAUGCUGGUACACUUACCAGCAGCCUUGUGACAUUGGUACAGAGCAAUGAAGGUGAUGUGGUGUAUGAAGAUAAUCAAAGAGGUGGCAUAUUUUCUCUGGUGUGCCCAAAACUCAAGCAAAGAUGGUGCUUCAUCCAAGCAAACCGAGAUGACCUACAUUCUGUGCUGGAUCUGGCUAAGGUGGCUGACACACUCCUGUUUGUUCUUGAUUCACAAGACGGAUGGGAUAGUUAUGGUGACUACUGUCUCUCUUGCCUCUUUGCACAGGGCCUUCCAAGUUAUGUACUUGCUGUACAAGGAAUGAAUGAGCUGCCAAUUAAGAAAAGGACAGAUGUAAAGAAACAGCUGAGCAAAAUUACAGAGAAGAGGUUCCCUGAUUCAAAGCUUUUCCAAGUGGACACAGAACAGGAGGCGGCUGUACUCUUGAGGCAGAUGGCCAUUCAAAAGCAACGUCAUCUUGCAUUUCGCAGCCGUCGAUCGUACAUGGUUGCCCAGAGAGCAGACUUCCUCCCGACUGAUGAAAGUGGCCUGAUAGGAACCCUAAAGGUGUCUGGCUACGUCAGAGGCCGGGAGCUAAAUGUGAACAGACUAUUGCACAUUGUGGGCUAUGGAGACUUCCAGAUGACCCAGAUUGAUGCUCCUCCUGAUCCCUAUCCGUUGAACCCCAAAGUCCACAAGACAAAGACAAAGAAAGGACAAGAUGUGGAAAUGGAGGACAAUGCCGAUGCUAACUUGGCAGAAAUGGAAGAAGAUCUCAAAAUUCUAAUGAAAGUGGAUCCCAUGGCACAGGAUUCUUUACAGUCUGAGGUUGUCCCUGAUCCUAUGGAAGGGGAACAGACUUGGCCCACUGAAGAGGAGCUGAAGGAGGCUGAAGAUUGUUUAAGAGGAAAAGUAAAAGUUGUCCGAAAGGUUCCAAAAGGGACAUCCACGUAUCAAGCUGCCUGGAUCUUGGAUGAUGAAGAAAGUAGUGGUGAAGAGGGUAGUGACGACGAUGAUGAUAUGGAGGAGGAACAAGAUGACGCUAUGGAUGAAGCGGUUUCUGAGGAUGAUGAGGGGAGUGGUAAUGAUGAGCCAGAGGAGAGCGAGACGGUUACCAUCCCAGACUCUACCAGGGAUGACAAAUAUGAUGAGAACAUUAAUGAAGUAGAGGAGGAGCAGAUGCUUGAAAAAUAUAAGCUGCAGCGUGAAAAUGAGUUGUUUCCUGAUGAAGUGGACACGCCGCGGGACCAGCCCGCUAGAGUCAGGUUUCAGAAAUAUCGGGGCUUGAAAAGCUUUCGUACUUCACCUUGGGACGCCAAAGAGAACCUACCUAGUGAUUAUGCCCGGAUCUUCCAGUUCCAUGAUUUCUUUAGAACGAGGAAGCGUGUCUUCAGAGACCUAGACGAUGAGGGAGCAAUGGUCGGCUGGUAUGUUACUGUACACAUCAACAACGUUCCUGUCUCUGCAAUGGAGCACUUCAAGCAAGGGGGUCAUCUCGUCCUAUGUUCGCUUCUUCCUCAUGAACAAAAGAUGUCCGUCGUGAAUAUGCUGGUCAGAAGACACCCGGGCAACAGCGAGCCCAUCGAAGCUAAGGAGGAGCUGAUAUUCCACUGCGGCUUCCGGCGUUUCCGGGCAUCUCCUCUCUUUUCUCAGCAUACAUCUGCGGAUAAACACAAAUCUGAGCGUUUUCUGCCCUCCGGUGUGGCAGUGGUGGUCACUGUGUAUGCGCCAAUUACAUUCCCACCAGCAUCCAUACUCAUAUUCAAGCAGAGGGAUAACGGAAUGCAUGAUCUGGUGGCAACAGGUUCCCUUCUUAAUGUGGAUCCGGACAGAAUCAUCAUCAAGAGGAUUGUGCUGAGUGGUCAUCCAUUCAAAAUAUUGAAGAAAACGGCUGUGGUACGCUACAUGUUUUUCAACAGAGAGGAUGUGCUAUGGUAUAAGCCAGUGGAGAUGCGCACAAAGUGGGGCCGCAGAGGACAUAUCAAGGAGCCUUUAGGAACGCAUGGCCAUAUGAAGUGUCAUUUUGAUGGGCAACUGAAAUCACAGGACACUGUGCUAAUGAACCUGUACAAGCGUGUGUAUCCUAAAUGGACUUUUGAUCCUUACGUGAGUCCACCUGUAACCUGGGUAAAGAAUGAACAUACAAUUGAUCCAGCAGAAGUGGAGAUGGACUAAGUCCUUGAAUUGAUGCAGUUUAUUGACAUCUUAUGACGACCUCAUCGUGCCUUGGAAGAGACCCAUCUAUUUAUUUUGUGUGAAUGGUGGGAUGAUUAAAAAGACAAAAAAAACACAUUUUCCUUGUUUGUUGUGAUAUAAAUUUAUCUGCAACAUCA
Messenger RNA from Spea bombifrons (plains spadefoot toad), 2637 nucleotides. It is a transcript of the gene TSR1, whose product is annotated as TSR1 ribosome maturation factor. The record is from RefSeq and is a predicted model, not a curated record. Gene Ontology annotation, biological process: endonucleolytic cleavage of tricistronic rRNA transcript (SSU-rRNA, 5.8S rRNA, LSU-rRNA); maturation of SSU-rRNA from tricistronic rRNA transcript (SSU-rRNA, 5.8S rRNA, LSU-rRNA); ribosome biogenesis. Gene Ontology annotation, cellular component: preribosome, small subunit precursor; nucleus. Gene Ontology annotation, molecular function: U3 snoRNA binding; GTP binding; GTPase activity. Lineage: Eukaryota; Metazoa; Chordata; Amphibia; Anura; Pelobatidae. The transcript is spliced from 15 exons. Bases 38 to 2479 code for a protein of 813 amino acids.